Clunio marinus is the source of this 915-nucleotide messenger RNA. The record is from the annotation of a GenBank genome assembly. NCBI's taxonomy places the organism in Eukaryota, Metazoa, Arthropoda, Insecta, Diptera, Chironomidae.
AUGCUUGUGUGUUUAUUUUUCUUGUGUCUUGCAAAGUGCGCGUUUUGCCUUCAAGAUGAAGUUUCGCAGCCUGCCCAUUCUUGUGGUGUGAUGACUAAAUCAGCUGGCAUCAGUCAAGGCGGAUACGAGUCACAGAGAGAAGCCUUUCCGUGGGUGGCAAACAUAUUUUCAAAAUAUCUCGGAGCAACGUUGUAUGCGGGUUCUGGUUCACUGAUUUCUGAUCGUCACAUUCUUUGUGCUGCGAACUCUGUCGCAUAUGAGAAUUAUUUAGGUGAUUCAUUAGAUUUAAACCCGGACAAAAGUUAUAUUCCUUAUGAUGGUGAAAACAUUAAAAUUAUUCUUGGAACAUCACAUUAUAAAAAUUCUAUGAACGAAUCUGGUGCAUUGGUUAUUGACAGCACUUUGAAAGUCAUUUUACAUCCCAAAGUAGCAGGAACAAAGCCAAGAACAUUCAACGUUGCUUUGAUUUUUCUAAAGGAAUCGGUGCAGUUUUCGAAAUAUAUUUCACCAGUAUGUCUUUGGAGUAGCGUGAAGAAUCAAGAUGAUAUUUUAGGAAAGACGGUUUAUGCUGUUGGCUUUGGAGUUGAUCACACUGGAGUUAUUUCCGGUUUUAAAAAACAAGUUGCAAUGGUGGUGUUGGAGAAUAAAAUAUGUCAAAGGUUCUACGCCAACACGCUUCAGAAAACAAAAGAUUCGAAGUUCUUCUGUGCUCGAGGUAAUGGAAUUGAAACUCCAUGUCGGUAUGACAAGCCUUUAUACAUCAAAAUUGGUGAUCAAUGGUUCUUGCAAGCUAUGAGUUCAACUUUUAAAGUGUUUAAAACGAGAGCUUGUCGACCACGAGCUCCGGUUCUAUAUGAAGAUGUCUCGACUUUGACAUCUUGGGUGGAAUCAGAGAUUGGAGAAAAUGAUUUAUAA